GCCAAUCAGCCUACCAUGUAUGUCUUUGGACUUGGGGACCAAACCCGAGUACCCGGAGGAACCCCUUGCAGCACGGGGAGAAUAUGCAAACUCCGACCAGGGAAUCGAACCCCCAACCCUGAAUGUGGCCGUGUAAGGACAAAGACAGUGAAGAAGGCUUCUCGACUCAUCAUUGAGAAGUACUACACCCGACUGGGCAACGACUUCCAUGUCAACAAGAAGGUGUGUGAAGAGAUCGCCAUCAUCCCCAGCAAGCCUCUACGCAACAAAAUAGCAGGAUAUGUGACACGUUUGAUGAAGAGGAUCCAGAGGGGUCCGGUCAGAGGCAUCUCGCUCAAACUCCAGGAAGAGGAGAGAGAAAGGAGAGACAACUACGUCCCUGAGGUCUCUGCUCUGGAUCAGGAGGUCAUUGAGGUCGAUCCUGACACCAGAGACAUGCUGAAGAUGCUGGACUUUGGUGGCCUCUCCACGCUGCAGGUUACUCAGCCAGCCGUCGGAAUGAACUUCAGAACCCCCAGAGUCUAAUUACAUCCAGCUAACGAAGAAAUAAAGACAAGUGAAUUCUCAAACGCA
Messenger RNA from Ictalurus furcatus (blue catfish), 573 nucleotides. RefSeq names its product ribosomal protein S17 (gene rps17). Gene Ontology annotation, biological process: translation. Gene Ontology annotation, cellular component: ribosome. The coding region runs from base 16 to 525 and encodes 169 amino acids. The transcript has 5 exons. Lineage: Eukaryota; Metazoa; Chordata; Actinopteri; Siluriformes; Ictaluridae. Gene Ontology annotation, molecular function: structural constituent of ribosome. The record is from RefSeq and is a predicted model, not a curated record.